Ectocarpus siliculosus is the source of this 117-nucleotide messenger RNA. The record is from the annotation of a GenBank genome assembly. NCBI's taxonomy places the organism in Eukaryota, Phaeophyceae, Ectocarpales, Ectocarpaceae.
AUGACGGCCGAGGUCUGCUUGGCCCACUGCAGCAUGCAUCAAUACUACGGAACUCAAUAUUCGAUAGAGAACGAGUCCUCUGACGCCAUGACCGCAGAGUACUCUACGGAGACCUGA